AUGACGGACCGACGUGCGACCUUCAAGGAAGUCACUCGCAAUUUGGAGCAGAUUCGUGCCCAGCUGGGGGUGGUAUCUACAACGGUCGAGAAGCAGAAAAUUAUUGAUACACUGCUUGAAAAGGAGAGCACCGUCAAUGCCAUGCUUGAUAUGUUAGGUACUGUGUUAGUGACCUCUAGCAAAUCAAGAAUUCUCGGUAACCGGUUCAUGGAUUGGGCAUUUGUUGAGAUAACAAAAGAGGUCGAGGACAUGGGCUUCAGCCCAAAUUCGAUGUUUGCUGUUCCCUUCAACUAA
Messenger RNA from Penicillium nucicola, 294 nucleotides. RefSeq lists its product as uncharacterized. The coding region runs from base 1 to 294 and encodes 97 amino acids. The transcript has 2 exons. Lineage: Eukaryota; Fungi; Ascomycota; Eurotiomycetes; Eurotiales; Aspergillaceae. The record is from RefSeq and is a predicted model, not a curated record.